UUUUCGACAGUGUGUACAGUACAAUGUACAUGUACUUUGAUCUCUGUACCGAGGUUCAAGAUAAUAUUGUCCCACUGUCGUGAUCUGCCUCAUUUUACAGGAAGUGACAGACAGAGAGAGAGAGAACGGAAUGAUGUGUGAGUUGAUUUAAAUACUAAUAGUACAUUUCUUUUCUUAUUAAUCUUGAACGACUACAAGGGAAAGGGCAAGGUGGGCGGAUGUUUAAAUGUGAAAACGAAACCAGAUCAGUCCAGUAGUUAGGAUAAUGCUUGACCGUGGCCUCAGACACGGGCUCUGGAUAUGACUUGAAGUUAAAAAAGGAAGAUAAAUGUUCCAGUAUUAGUGAUAGCAACCAUGGCAACAGCAAGGCCCAACCCUGACCAGAAGAAUUUCUUUCGUAUGAGUGUUUUAAUUGUAGAUAAUGCCUUGAAAGUUUUGCAAGAUGUUCUUCAGAAAGAGCUUGAAAAAAAGUACCCCAAUUCAUUUGACCCGAGCACUGGGUUGUUAUGUGGGGUGCUUGGUGAUGGAACUGUCAGGACAAAACUGAAUAGACUAGUGCGGUCAAGAGUACUUAAUGUACACCAACAAAACCAGCUGUAUCCUGGUGGAAACCCCUCCCAAUCAGUGACUGUUGGUGAUUUAGACAUCACACUUACUGUGCUUUUGCUGAGAAACAUCACAGCAUUGAAUCCACAUCCACCUUUGAAAGCAUGGGACAACCCCUCUGACGCAGAUACAUGUACAUCAACAGAAGCCACGAUUGGGAAAGUUAAAAGAUAUCGAAACAUUGUGUAUGGCCAUGCUAACAAGGCAGCAAUUAGUGAUCAAGAUUUUACGGCACAUUUCUCAGGGCUCAAGUCCAAUUUGCUGGAUCUCUCUAAUAAGUUUACCAGUGAGGACUAUGAUGCCAUCUUGUCUGAACCUCUUGAUGCUGCUUUACUGGAGAGAAACCAGAGCAUUCUGAAAGAAUGGUAUAAUUAUGACAUAGAUGUGAAAGAUCAGCUGGUAAAAGUCAUACAUGAAUUGAAAGAAGGUGAAACAAAGCUGCAGGACCAUGUGGAACAGGUUCAUAAAAGAAGUGAAGACACUAUUCUCAAGAAGAUGGACAGUGUCGCUCAAAAUACACAUAAUAAACUUGAAGAUAUCUCUCAAGGAAUCACACAGGUGAACGUAGGUCAGUCAGAGAUGACCGACCAACUCAGACAGUCACAAAAGUUCAUGGAAGAGGUCAAAGAUGCACAGAAACAAGACUCAGAGAAUAUUCAAGCUCAGCUAGAAGAACUUGCAACUUUAAGAUCAAUGCAAGGUCAGCAUCUCCAAAUGACAAAAGAAAUUCAGGAAAAGAUUAUCUGUGACAGAGACCGAGAUACACCAGAAUUUCAGAAAAUUCCAGGCUCAGUGGAUGUUACUGUCCAUAUGAGCAUCAGUCCUUCAGGAAUGGAAGCAGUCAAAUCAUCAGCCAUCUUCUCCAGUAGUCAGAAAACACCAAGUCCAGAGAACACUCAGCCAGACAGGGAAGCCUUAUCCUCAGUGACAGGUGAUGGAAGUGACACAAACCAGAUCACUGGUAUACCUCUUCACCUGGAUGAUCCACCAAGCAAGAAUAUUACUCAGCCAGUGAACUCUAAUGAAGCACCAACAGCCUCAUCUCCUCCUUUAGAACUUACCACCCCUCUAUGUGAAGCCAGAGACUUACACUUCAUGAAAAUGAGCGAUCUUGUACUGUCUAAAGCAGCCAAUUUUGAAGAAAUUGAAAGAGCAUUUAUACUUAUAGAGAAAUACCAUGCAAUGAUUUAUGAUACAAAGCGCCAGUGUUUUAUCCUCCGCUUGGUUUGUCCGUCAGUGCAUUCACUGUACCAGCUGUGGCAAAGUUAUCGCCAUGGUGAGCUACAGGCUGCUGUAGAGGAAAUUUUUGUCAACAUCAAGACCCUUGAGGAUUUGGGCCUGAGCCGCAGUGACAUUAAUCUGUGGGUUGAAAUGGAUGAAGAUGAUUACAAUGAAUGUAGAAAAUACAUCAAGGAAAAGACAGAGUUAAAAGAAAUGAUUUACGAAGACUUGAAGAUGACAGUUCGUAAAGGUCCAUAUGGCAGUGCAGAGCAGACUAUAUACGGUAUACGUCAAGCCCUGAUGGCAGCUUUCACUCUACGGAAAGAAGACAUUCUGAUCAAAUGGUGGGACUAUGGCAGCCCUGGG
This is a messenger RNA of Lingula anatina, 2193 nucleotides long. RefSeq lists its product as uncharacterized. Gene Ontology annotation, cellular component: membrane. Gene Ontology annotation, molecular function: GTP binding. NCBI's taxonomy places the organism in Eukaryota, Metazoa, Brachiopoda, Lingulata, Lingulida, Lingulidae. The record is from RefSeq and is a predicted model, not a curated record.